This is a messenger RNA of Rhinichthys klamathensis goyatoka, 1001 nucleotides long. It is a transcript of the gene aqp10b, whose product is annotated as aquaporin 10b. Gene Ontology annotation, molecular function: urea transmembrane transporter activity; glycerol channel activity; water channel activity. The transcript is spliced from 6 exons. The record is from RefSeq and is a predicted model, not a curated record. The coding region runs from base 23 to 955 and encodes 310 amino acids. Gene Ontology annotation, cellular component: basolateral plasma membrane; plasma membrane. Gene Ontology annotation, biological process: glycerol transmembrane transport; water transport. NCBI's taxonomy places the organism in Eukaryota, Metazoa, Chordata, Actinopteri, Cypriniformes, Leuciscidae.
GAAAGCAGAGAGGGCAGAAAUAAUGGAUCGUCUGCUGAGGAGAUGCCGAAUCAAGAGCAGCUUGAUCAGAGAAUGUCUGGCUGAAUUUUUCGGAGUCUAUGUUUUGAUACUUUUUGGGUGUGGCUCUGUUGCCCAGGUGACGACCUCUCAAAACACUAAGGGCGACUACCUGUCAAUCAACCUCGGAUUUGCACUGGGCACCACAUUUGGAAUCUACAUUGCAAAAGGGGUAUCAGGAGCUCACCUGAAUCCAGCGGUUUCCCUCAGCCUGUGUGUCCUGGGCAGAUUCUCCUGGACUCGUUUUCCUUUCUUUGUGUGGUCACAGAUUUUAGGUGCAUUUCUGGCUGCAGCAACUGUUGCUCUUCAGUACUAUGAUGCCAUAAUGGAUUUCACUGGAGGGCAUCUGACUGUUAGUGGUGCCACUGGCACAGCUGGUAUCUUCUCCACUUACCCAGCAGACUACCUGAGUCUAUGGGGAGGAGUGGUAGACCAGAUAAUUGGCACAGCCGCUCUGCUAGUAUGUGUUCUUGCAUUGGGAGAUCCUCAUAACACACCAGCACCUCCUGGUCUGGAGCCUGUCCUGGUAGGAGCAGUUGUCCUGGUCAUCGGGAUUUCAAUGGGAUCUAACAGUGGAUAUGCCAUCAACCCGGCACGAGACAUCGGACCAAGACUCUUCUCUUACAUUGCAGGCUGGGGAGACGAGGUGUUCAGGGCCGGACAUGGAUGGUGGUGGGUACCGUUGGUUGUAACAUGUGUUGGUGCUCUUCUGGGUUCAUUACUUUAUGAGCUGCUGAUUGGAGUACAUCAUCCAGACUCAGAGCCAAUGGAUCCCGAAGGCCUGACAGCGAAGGUCCAGCAAACUCUGGAGCUGGAGGGUGUCCAGUCCAAGUUUGACACCAUUAAAGAAAACGGCAAGGAAAAGAUCUUUUCCAUAACCUCAGCGGAUAUAAGAUAAAGUGAAAAGAAUCGGUAAAACGCGUGAUGGAAUCUGAUUUGUUACU